AGUUACGUUCCGAUCCGGAAACGAAUAACACAGAUCGGACAGAUCAAGAUGCCGUCUAUUGUUGGCGUUUCAUGGCGAGACUUUUCUUCAUUUUGGUUGGAGGUGUUGAAAUGUCUCUCGGAUCGUUGGUGACCCUCUACAUUCUUGGAAUAUUCCCCAAACAACCAUCACAGUUGAACGGUGCAUUAGUAACAUCAACGUUUUGGGCUGGUGUUCUCAUUACACGUCUGGUGUGCACGUUCAGUAUCCGAAUGGCCACCUCACCACGAGUGAUGCAAAUGCUUUUGCUGGCUGCAUCGGCACUUUGUGGCUAUGCUGCGCUAUUCCCAUCGACUACUCUCCAUGCAAUCUGUUUGCAGCUGUUCCUUAUCGGUAAAUUC
Anisakis simplex (herring worm) is the source of this 380-nucleotide messenger RNA. The record is from the annotation of a GenBank genome assembly. Lineage: Eukaryota; Metazoa; Nematoda; Chromadorea; Rhabditida; Anisakidae.